Chanos chanos (milkfish) is the source of this 729-nucleotide messenger RNA. RefSeq names its product complement component 1, q subcomponent-like 4 (gene c1ql4a). The coding region runs from base 4 to 729 and encodes 241 amino acids. Lineage: Eukaryota; Metazoa; Chordata; Actinopteri; Gonorynchiformes; Chanidae. The transcript has 2 exons. The record is from RefSeq and is a predicted model, not a curated record. Gene Ontology annotation, molecular function: protein binding.
GCCAUGGUCCUUGUUCUCCUGGUGGCCAUACCCCUUUUGGUCCACAGCACUAAAGGGGGCGGAGCCGGAAAUGCAGGAAGCCAUUACGAAAUGCUUGGCAGUUGUCGGAUGGUUUGUGACCCUUACACCCCUUCCCAAAAUGGCCAGGAGCUAACGGCGGUCUCCCCGGCACCCUCUGAGUUCACAGGGAGAAGGGGCAAGUCCGGAUACCGUGGACCUCCCGGACUCCCAGGACCGCCUGGUCCCCGAGGGCCCCCUGGAGAGCCUGGUAAGCCCGGUCCACAAGGGCCACCUGGCCCUGGCCCAGGAGGCUAUGUGCCCUCCUUCUACAGCCCCAAAAUCGCUUUCUAUGCAGGCCUACGCAAGCAGCAUGAGGGCAGUGAGAUACUCAAGUUUGAUGAUGUGGUCACCAACGUUGGCAACUAUUAUGAGCCCAGCACUGGCAAGUUCACCUGUCCACUGCCUGGCAUCUACUAUUUCACCUACCAUGUCCUUAUGAGGGGCGGGGACGGAACCAGCAUGUGGGCUGACCUCAAGAAGAAUGGCCAGGUGAGGGCAAGUGCUAUUGCCCAGGAUGCAGACCAGAAUUACGACUAUGCCUCCAACAGUGUGAUCCUGCAUUUAGAUGUGGGAGAUGAGGUGUGUGUGCAGCUGGACGGGGGGAAAGUCCACGGGGGAAACACCAACAAAUACAGCACCUUCUCUGGCUUUCUCAUCUAUCCUGACUAA